CGGUGUCCUCUGCCCGCCCCGCCCCGCCGCCCUCUCCCCGCCGCACCAUGCUGCUCGCCCGGGCCCUGCGCGCCGCCGCCGCGCUGCGCCCGCCGACCCGCCGCCUCCUCUCCUCCUCCUCCGCCUCUCCCCGCGCUCUCCUGCCGCCGCCCGCCGCCGCCGCGCCGCCCCUGGCGCGCUCCCUCUGGCAGCUGGGCGGCGGCGGCGGGCGGACAGCGCUGCUCCGCCCGCGGCGGGGCUCGGCCGGCGGCGUCUCCUGCGGCUGCGGCGGCCUCCACACGGAGGGCGACAAGGCCUUCGCCCAGUUCCUGACGGAUGAGAUCAAAGAGGAGAAGAAGAUCCAGAAGCACAAAUCCCUGCCCAAGGUGUCCGGGGGGUGGGAGCUGGAAGUCCACGGCACGGAGGCCAAGCUUGUGCGGAAGAUCGCCGGGGAGAAGAUAACAGUCACAUUCAACAUCAAUAACAGCAUUCCACCCUCGGUUGAUGACGAACCACAAGAAGAGCAGAAACCUGAUGAGCAGGAGCCUGAGCUUACAUCAACUCCAAACUUUGUUGUGGAAGUGAUAAAAGAUGACACGAAACAGACGCUUGUCCUUGACUGCCAUUAUCCCGAAGACGAGGUUGGCCAUGAGGGAGAGGAAGAAAGUGAUAUUUUCACGAUUCGGGAGGUCAGUUUUCAGCCCACCGGAGAGUCAGAUUGGAAGGACACCAACUACACCCUCAAUACGGAUUCCCUUGACUGGGCUCUGUACGAUCACCUAAUGGAUUUCCUGGCUGAUCGAGGAGUGGACAACACGUUUGCUGAUGAGUUAAUAGAGCUCAGCACUGCGCUGGAGCACCAGGAGUACAUUAAAUUCCUUGAAGACCUUAAAAGCUUUGUCAAAUGUCAAUAGGUUAGGGCAGGAAAUGUAUCUUCAAGUGUGGGUAUUCCACAGCACUGCUCCAGCCAGCAAUACCUAAAUAUAUCUUCACAACAGAUGCGGAGAGUAAGUAACUUUGAAUUUGGAAACAAGCAUUGUGGGAGAAUGAGGAUUCCUGAUUGUAUUUGGGGAUUUGUAUUUAUGUUGCAGCCCACAUCAAGGUCUCUAACAUUACCGUCCCAGAAUUGCCUUACCCCACUUGACGGUUUUUGUACAAUUAAGAAUGAAUGUGAAGAAUAAAAUCUGUUCAACAUA
This is a messenger RNA of Chroicocephalus ridibundus (black-headed gull), 1175 nucleotides long. It is a transcript of the gene C1QBP, whose product is annotated as complement C1q binding protein. Gene Ontology annotation, molecular function: complement component C1q complex binding; transcription corepressor activity; kininogen binding. The record is from RefSeq and is a predicted model, not a curated record. Lineage: Eukaryota; Metazoa; Chordata; Aves; Charadriiformes; Laridae. Gene Ontology annotation, cellular component: cell surface; nucleus; mitochondrial matrix. The transcript is spliced from 6 exons. Gene Ontology annotation, biological process: cytosolic ribosome assembly; regulation of complement activation; negative regulation of mRNA splicing, via spliceosome. The coding region runs from base 48 to 893 and encodes 281 amino acids.